GCGAAUCUUUUGGUUUCCCAUGGGUUUUCCGAAGAUCGUGCUGGACAGUUGGCCUUUUUGGAUUUCCAAAAUGUGCCAUAAAAGUGGGGAGAAUCCACCUCGACUGCGGCCCCGCUAGAGGUGCUGGUGUGCUACCUUGUCAGUCGCCUCCUCAACUGACAGCGGGGCAUUUUGCUUUUCAGUCGAGAAAUUUCUUUUGUCGAAAAAACUUCCUUCCGCAGUGCGAUAAAAUGUGAAUUUUGUGCUUCUGCCGCGACCCAAGGGACAAUGUAACUGAGUGACUUUGUGUUCAAUCAGCAGGAAUCUAUUUGCGAGUUAAUUUCAACACAAGACUCAUCGUCAAUUGCAAGAGGCGCAAUCAUGGAGGGUGAUAAUGCAAAGUUGGCCGCAGAGAUGUUCGAUCAUUUCUGCGGUGUCACAACGAUGCGACAGGUCAUGGGGCUCCAUCGGAACAUGCUGGACGCCGUGGGCCUGCGACCGGGGCCCCUCAACGACUUCUAUCCGAAGCUCAAGGCGAAGAUACGCAAUUGGAAGGCUCAGGCGCUGUGGAAGAAGUUCGACGCUCGCGCGGCCCAUCGUGUGUACAACAAGGGCACAGCGUGCAGUGGAAUCCGGGUGCUUGUGAUCGGAGCGGGUCCUUGUGGCCUCCGUACGGCGAUUGAAGCCCAACUGCUGGGAGCCAAAGUGGUGGUUGUGGAGAAACGCGACAGAAUAUCGCGCAACAAUGUGCUUCAUUUGUGGCCUUUUGUCAUAACGGAUUUGAGAAAUUUGGGCGCCAAGAAGUUCUACGGCAAAUUCUGUGCCGGCUCCAUCGAUCACAUUUCCAUUAGGCAGCUACAAUGCAUACUGCUGAAGGUCGCCCUUCUGUUGGGCGUCGAAGUGCACGAGGGAGUGUCGUUUGUCAAUCUAAUCGAGCCAAGAGAUGGUUGUGGUUGGCGCGCCCAAGUCAGCCCCGAGGACCAUGCAGUUUCACACUAUGAAUUCGAUGCACUAAUCGGCGCGGAUGGCAAACGUAAUACACUGGAGGGUUUCGUCCGGAAGGAGUUUCGUGGGAAAUUAGCAAUUGCUAUUACGGCAAAUUUCAUCAAUAAGCGAACAGAGGCGGAAGCAAAGGUGGAAGAAAUUAGUGGUGUGGCCUUCAUAUUCAAUCAAUCCUUCUUCAAGGAAUUAUACUAUCGAACUGGUAUUGAUUUGGAGAAUAUUGUUUACUACAAGGAUGAAACUCACUAUUUUGUGAUGACGGCAAAGAAAAUGAGUCUCAUCGAUAAGGGUGUGAUUAUGCAGGAUUCGGCCGAUCCGGCUGAAUUGCUGGCACCGUCGAAUGUUAACACAGACAAAUUGCUCGAUUAUGCUCGCGAGGCGGCUGAAUUUUCUACGAAAUAUCAAAUGCCUAAUUUGGAAUUUGCUGUGAAUCACUACGGGAAGCCAGAUGUGGCGAUGUUUGACUUCACGUCCAUGUUCCAGGCGGAAAAUUCUAGUCGUAUUUCCGUGCGGAAGAAUUACCGAUUGCUGCAGUGUCUUGUGGGUGAUAGCCUUCUUGAGCCAUUUUGGCCUACGGGAUCGGGCUGUGCGCGUGGAUUUCUCUCCAGCAUGGAUGCAGCCUAUGCGAUCAAGUUGUUCGCUAGUCCACGCAACAGCUGCCUAGCCGUGUUGGCGCAGAGGGAGAGCCUAUAUCGUCUGCUGGGUCAGACGACGCCUGAGAACCUCAACCGGGAUAUUAUGGCCUACACACUCGACCCCUCGACGAGGUAUCCCAACUUGAAUAAGACUCUGGUUCAAGUGCAACAGGUGGAGAUGCUCCUAGACUCGGAUGACACAGCUAUCUAUCAGCAGACCUUCAUGGAUACAAACACCAUUUCCGCCGUUCCAGAUGCCCCAGUGCGAAGAAAGCGACGAACUGGGGACACAACUCCACUGGGCAUGGUUUUGCUGCGCUGGAUAAAGUCCCAGCUGAAGGGAUACGAGUUCUCUAACAAUUUGACGGACGUUGCUCAAUGUUUCACGCAUGGAAAGGUCUUGUGUGCUCUUAUUCAUCGCUAUCGCCCCGAUUUGGUGGACUUCAACUCUCUCGAUGAUUUCUCGGCUGAACAGUGUAACGCCAGAGCUUUCGAUAUUCUGGAGAAUGACUUGGGAAUACCACGUGUUAUGCAGCCUUAUGAGUCCGUCAGUAUUGAGAAGAUUGAGUCGAAGAUAUGGCUUAACUACUUGGAGCAAAUUUGCGAGCUGUUUCGUGGUGAAAUACCUCAUGUUAAGCAUCCGAAACUGGAUUUUGCUGAGCUGAAGGAGAAACAGAGAAGCAAUAUUCCUGACUUCUCCAAUUUGGUGAAGUCAUCCGGAAAGAGAAAUGUUGUGGAGGCGGAAGCAAUCAACCGACGAAUUGUGCUGGACGAAGAGCGCAAUAAGAAUCGAUCGAGGCGAUUGAAUUACGAACAGAUGCAGGCUGUGCAAACAUCAGAGGGUCCGAGGAGAGCGAAGAAGAGGCGAAGUCAUGAGAAAUUUCAGAAUGUGGAAGAACAGAAGAAGCGUCUGGAAGAGAUACAAAAUAAUCGAAUGGAGCGUCAGAGUAAGAGACGAUUACAACGUGCUCGGCAGACUGAAAAUUUCUACAAGAGUUUACAUAUGCUACAAUUUAAUAGUUUCCUCCGUGAUACUGAUAGUUCAACACCCUUUGAAGACUACUCUCUCUAUGUCUAUCGACAACAAGCUCCUGACUUUACUGAUCGUGUGAAAGAUCUCGAGAGGAAAUUGUUAUAUCCCGACCGAGAGAGGGGCUUUUACUCAGCCCUGCCACGUGGUGCUCCAGAUGAGAAGUUCAGCAAUCGCAUCAAGUCAAUGGAGUCGAAGAUUGUGGGGAAGAAUUCGGGAGUAGGUGACAAAAAGCCCAAAGACCUGCUGCGUGCCAUUGGGAAGAUUGAGAGUGACGAUUGGAAUGUGCGAGAGAUUGAGAAGAAGAUUGAGCAGUCGAAGAAGGCGGAAGUGGGCAAGAGUCGCGAGAAAGUGCCCAAGUGGAGUCGGGAGCAAUUUCUGGCGCGUCAGAGCAAGAUGGCGAAGCCCAUCGAUCGUCAGGUGUCAAUUGAUGAGAAGUUCAAGGAGAUCGACAUGACCAUCAAGUCACUGGACAAGCAGUUGAAGGAGGGACACAAUCUGGACAGGGGCGAGCGUGGUAGAAACAAAGUGGCUUCGAUUGCAGGGCAAUUCGGCAAGAAGACAGCAGAGGGUCCGUCUGAGGAGAAGGCAGGAUCGAAGUCUCUGAUGAAUUCGAAACUCGGACUGGUGCUCACAUCUCAGGGAGUGUCGGAAAUUUGUCACUUCUGUAAGCAAAAGGUGUAUCUCAUGGAGAAAAUCUCCGCGGAGGGACUGGUUUUGCACAGAUCAUGCCUCAAGUGUCAUCACUGUCACACAAAUCUGCGACUCGGUGGAUAUGCUUUCGAUCGCGAUAGCCCUGAUGGUCUUUUUUACUGCAAUCAACACUUUAAAUUACCACCAAAACCAUACAAACCGGUCACAAAGAGACAACCUCAAUUUCCGGUAAUUAUACUCUAUAUAUUUUUGUUUUCACACUUUUCACUAAAUGAGAGCAUUUUUUUGUGUUUUGUACAGAAACACGAGGAAAUCGCUGCAAAAACCUCUCGUAUUUCCCCGGAAAAGGCAUCUCGGGCUGAAAACAUCGUGGCAAUGGAUUUACUGGAUCGCGGUCAAACACCUGAGCGGAUAGAGUUUGAGAAUACUGAUGCCAUGUCUGAUGGAGAACGCUCACUGAACAAUAUAAUUGAUGAGAAUGAGUGGACAGACAGGAACUUUGGCACGGGAACUGAUGAAACGGACUCUGAUCUCUCCAGUUCUGAUUCGUCAGACUCCGAGACGGAUUCUGAUCUGUACGAGGAGGCGAUAGAUUCACCGUUGGGCGCAGAGACGCUGCAAUUGGCAACGGAUUGGAUUGGAAAGCAGAGGAUAUGCUCGCUUCAGGACAGCGAUGGUGAUGAAUUCUAUGAUUCGAGUGAGGAUGACGAUGUGGACACGCAGACCGAAGGAGAGGAAUUGGCGAGAGCACGCGAGAUUCGAAUGCAGGAGGUGAAACUCCAGCCACCUAUUUAUCCAGCAACAGACACCGAAACUGAGGUUCAAUCGGAUUCCGAGUCAUCUUCAGUGGAAAUGGAACCAAAUUCGGCAACUGAGAUCUCCACUGAUUCAGAGUUUGAUCAUGAUCCCGUUUCGAAAACCCCUCCUCAGAUAAUCAUCGACGAUACGUUCUUGAGGCGCCCUACGCGUGUUCAUAUUCGACAGGGAAUGAUUUCGAAUGGUCUGCGAAAUCAGCACGUGACAAAGAGGAGUGGUGGAGAUGACAAGCUGAGUGAAUUGAGUAAAAUUGAGAUGGAUAUAAAGCCUCUGGUUCAGGUGGAUCCAUCUGUUCUGGCGAGCACCAAUCGCACACCUCUUCGCAAUCCUCGUCCUGGGGAUUACAUGCUGAACAAAGCACCCAGCACUGAGGGCAUCGCGUCCAAGAAGAGCCUAGAGCUGAAGAAACGCUACUUGCUCGGAGAAUCGGGCAGUACGGGACUAAUGAAGUCCGGCUCAACGUCCGUGCUGGACUCUACCUUUAAGAAUUUCCAUUCCAAUAUAUCGCAAUGUCAGAAGUUGCUGAAUCCCGGCUCAGAUAUCAGUCCGACUAUGCAGAUGUUUCUUAAGCAAACCAAUAGACUGAGUGGUGGGAAAGAGGAUAAGAAAGAAGUGGAAUCAAACAGGAUCAACGAGAAGAUCAAUGUGUAUGGGAUGAACAACAAUCUGAGAGAUAUUGCCGAGAAGAGAAUCGAUGAGGAGCACGGAACGCCAACGGAAACGAUAAACACUGCUUUGGUGGAGAAUAAAUUCAAGGAUUUUAUUAGCAACAAACACACUGAUCCGAAGGAAAUUCCAAUAGUUGAUCUCACCAAUGUUGAUCUGCCGGCGGAUAUGAUCAAGGCGAAUCAAGAGUUUAUCGAGAAGCUGGAGUGCAGUGAAGAUGUGGAGAAUAACAAAGUGAUAGAUGUGAUCGAUCUCACCAUCGAGGCCACUCCCAUGAGAUUUGAUUCUGUGAUGAUUGUGGAGAAGAGGGACGAGCAGGUUGUUCCGGAGUCCCUAUCGUCGGUUAAGAGCAAGAUUGAGGCUGACAAGUCAGCAAUAGAUUCUCUUCUGCGACAGAGAGACACGAAUGAUGUGCAGGAGACAACAAUUCAAGUGCCUAUCUUGAAUUCCUGGGAACCGAAGAAGAAGCCUAAAUCGGAUUCCGAUGUGGAGUCAGACAGUCUGUCGAAUUCCUCAAGCACAUCGAGUCUGGAGGAGAUUCCGCACUACAUUCUUGACUCCACAACGAGUCCCGAUACUCAAGCCAAUGAACGCUUUGUGCCGCGGCUGGAGGUGAGGGACACCACGGGGGAGUUGAUGCAGAUCGACAGUCUGAUGAUUGUUGAUGGGAAGUACAUUGGUGAUCCAGAGGAUUUGAAAUUGCUAGAGAAAUUGCCUGAAAUUCAGGCGCCUGUAGAGCAGAGUCGACCACAGAGUGCGAGUGAAUGUGAUAUUAGUUGCAAUAGUGAGACAAAUAAGAGGAGUGACGUGGGCAAAGGUAUCAGUGAAGUGCUGCGGAGGAAUGACUCAUUUAAAUUCGACACACGCAACAAGAGUAAAAUCGAGUCGUUGAAGAAUUUACCACUGAAUCUGGAGGAGUCGGCUGUGCAGAGUGAAAUUGAGUCACCCAUUGUAGACAGAGAUAAGACACCGACGGCACACUUGGCGCCCGGAUUUAUUGGCCAUUCGGACUCGGAGACAGAAGUCACGGGUCAGGUGCUCACGGAGACUGAGCUCUCCGAUUGGACGGCCGAUGAUGCUGUGUCGGAGAACUUUGUUGACAUUGAAUUUGCCUUGAAUUCUAAUAAGGGCACGAUUAAGAGGAACAAAAAGGCCAAGAAGAAGUUGCCGCCACCCGAACCGCCCGUCCAGCAACUCAGCGAUGGUGAUCUGGAGAGCAAUAUAAUGAAGAGCUUCGACAUUGACAAUAUUGAAUUCAUGGAUACAGGGUCAGAUGGAUGUGUUGAAACGUACUCCACCACCAACAAAGGGAUGCUGAGGAAUCGCGGUUAUGUGGAAUUUGUCGAUCAAAUGCCGGAGCACAUCUCCAACAGAUAUUUGCCGAGCUAUCGCAGUGACACAGGCUACUCGAGCUCAUCCCGCGUCAACAUGGGCUUCGGUAAGUCGGAAUUGAGCGCAGCGAAAGAAAUUCCCGGAGUGGAUUAUAUCGAGCAGGGCGCCUGUGUGCUCUCGUCCUCAAGUGAAGGUGAAUUGAAGACGCCUGUCAAUGAAGUGACCAAGUCCGUGUUCACAGAUACCUCGUCAUCUCAGGUGAAAACUCAGGAUUCAGAACAGCAUUCAAGUCUCAAUGAAAUAGAAGAUGAUAGUCUCGUUCUGAUUACAUCGCAAGCAACAACAACUGAAGACAGUGAAGCCCUGACUGUGGUUACCAGCCCGCUAGACUCAGCAGAUAAGAAUGCAGUUGAGCAGUCUUUCGGGGAGGCCGUGAAGGCCAUUGCAAAGGAUGAUACUCACAGAAAUACUCCCGACGAGAUGAGUUAUGAGGACUAUGUGAGAAAAUUGCAGAUGAAGAUCUCUCAAAUAAGUAAUUCUCGCGACUCGAUUGAUGUGAAAAAGUCUAAGAGGAGAUCAUCGAAGGGAGAGGCAGAUACAAGUGCUCCAGAACUCCCUUCACCUUCAAGCUACACGCCCAAAUUAAGUAUUUUUGAUGAUAAGAUAAAAGAGCCUCCGACUCUGACGAAGAAAUUGGAGGAAAUCACAAAGGAGCGAGCAAAGCAAAAGGAUCUCAUCCAUGAUCUCGUGAUGGACAAAUUGCAAACCAAGAAACAGUUAAAUGCCGAGAAGAGACUCAACAGAAGUCGAUCUCGCCAAAUGGGAAACACAAGUGGAAGUCUGGUGCUGUCUGGACUCUCCUCAUUGGACAUUCCACACUGUCAUCCAGUUUCGACGGAGAAAAGAACUCCAUCGAAGGUAUUUGAACCUCUGCAGUCACCCAGUAAAGUCCUGGAAACGACUAUUUCGUCUGCUGAGAAGCUGAAGGACAGGCCAUUGAGUGAGAAUGUGGACAGCAAAUUUGGUGGAGUUGUUCUUCCCGUGUCACCCAAGAAGCUGACAAAGACCCAAUCAUUCUGUGGCUACAGUUCUCGUUUGGUGUCAACGGAAAACGAUUUAAUUGCCGAAUCCUUCAAGACGCCAAUUCCUCCGCCUAGAAGUGGUCGUCGAAUAGAUGAAAAGACUCUUGCUCACUCUGAUAAGUUGCGCCAAGAGGCGCGUGCCAGAGCUCGCCUCAAGUCCAAUGAAGAUCUCGGCCUCAGUCCAGAGGAGAAGAUGCAGAUGCUGCGAAAGCGAUACCAACUUGAUCUCGCCGAUACGCCCAAUAAGUCCGAUGAUGCAAAGGUUCGCGAACAGAAGCUGAUGGCUUCGAAGAGUGUAAGUGAUAUUUCCACAGCUAACUCCUUUAGUCCAUUUGAAAAGAGCAUCGAUGGGAGUGACAGUGCUGGCAAGACUACGCCCAGGAAGUUUUUCAAGGGUGUCGAGUUCACGUCGGACUCCAAUUUGGUCGGAGAGGGUGUUAUGGAUGACAAGACGCCGAAUGGGAAGAAGGAGAGUCCAAAGAGGCAAAGCGAUCGCAGGUCGAGAAGCAAGGAUCCUGAACGGCGAAAAAGUAUUAUACAGACAGUAUCGGACUUUUUUCAUAAGAAAAAGGACUCGAAGGAUGCCAUCAAUCAGAUCAACAAAGAUAAAGCCGAUGGAGUAUUCGGGAUCUUCAAGCUAUCGUCUAAGAAUAAAGAGAAAUCAAAGUCGUGCUUUGAUGUACGAGAGUUAAUGAUUUCUUGUGAAAAGGAGAAUUCUCCAUCGUAUUCGGAACGAAGCAAGUCAGAGGAUUGCCUUAAGGCCGACUGGCGCAACAGGAGGAGUGAAGAUGAGUUGACACCACCACCAAUUCCUCCUCUUCCGCUCAAUUACCAGCGAUCUGACGAUGAGAGCACGUCAGUGGCAGAGAAUCGGGAGCUGAAGCGAUUGAAGGCAAUGUCAAAGGCAUCACGACAGGCGGAAUUGAAGCGACUGAGGAUUGCGCAGGAGAUUCAGCGCGAGCAGGAGGAGAUAGAAGUGCAGAUCAAGGAAUUGGAGGCACGAGGUGUCAUCAUUGAGAAAGUACUUCGAGGUGAAGGAUCCUUUGGAGAAUACUUCAACGUGAAUGAUCCCAGUGGAACCAGCGAUGAGAAAUAUCUCAAGGAAUUGCUGGAGAUAUGGCGAAAUAUAACACAAUUGAAAAAACGUGAUCAGGAACUAGGAAUUAGAGAACAAGAACUGAAACUCGAACAUCGUCAUGCUCAACUGAAGGAGCAACUUAAUAUGCGGUUGUCUUGUAGCAAAUUGGACAAGAGUUCGGCCGAUGUGGCGGCAGAGGGUGCAAUUUUGAAUGAAAUGCUUGAAAUUGUGGCCAAACGGGCGGCCCUCAGGCCAACAGAUGGGCUACCGACAACCGAUGAAAUUUGAAUUGAUCGUGACAAAUAGAAUGGAUUUCUUUUAUGAUGAGAUACAGAAAUAUUUAGCUAUUUAUUCACAUGAGACAUGUUUGAGAUGAAAAGAGCAACUAAAAAAAAAAUACAAGAUAUACACGCUGUAGGGCAAGAAAUUUUUUAUUUUAAGCAAAAAAAAAGAGGAAAUCAUUGAAAAUAUUUUAAUUAAUUAUUUUUAUUUACUGUUCUAAGAAGCCUGCCAAAAAAACAAGAGAACGUCACAAUAUAAAACAUAAACUAAUGAUGGAAAAAUGUAAUGUGUAGAGAAAGAUUCUCAUGUAGUGUCUUUAUAAGUGAUAAAAUGAAAUUCCCAGUUUGAGCACAAUGUUAAUAAAAAAAAAAUAUGCUGUCUA
This is a messenger RNA of Phlebotomus argentipes, 8938 nucleotides long. It is a transcript of the gene Mical, whose product is annotated as F-actin-monooxygenase Mical. The record is from RefSeq and is a predicted model, not a curated record. Gene Ontology annotation, molecular function: protein binding. The transcript is spliced from 15 exons. Lineage: Eukaryota; Metazoa; Arthropoda; Insecta; Diptera; Psychodidae. Bases 361 to 8562 code for a protein of 2733 amino acids.